UUCGUGCAAAGCUGGCUGAGGAAGCUGGCUGAGAUGAUGUGACAGCCAGGCAAGCACAAACCGUCCAGCACAUUGAGCAGCCACGCGCGGCCCGCUUCCGAGCGACGGAACCGCAAUUAACAACCCCAGCAUAGCAUAAUCAAGUCUGCAUGCUUUUGGGAGCGACCGGGUCACACGGCAGUGCUUUGUCGGAACGUGUUCAAGCAGCUGGCAAGCAAGCAGGCAACUGUGUGCACUGUCUUCCCCGCGACGCCGCAGACAUGACAGCUGUUGGAGCGCCCGGUUGGGCGACGCACUUCGCCUGCGCCUGCGCUUCCCUUUGCGCGAACACGUUUGUGUUGCCCUGCGCUGGCCAUGGCGUUUCAAUGACCGCAUAUGCCUCCGCCUGAAGCUGAGGCGCCGUGAAGAUGUCAGGCCGUCGAACUCAGCGAUGCCGGUGUUGUGGAAACCCCGGUCACAACGCACGGACGUGCCCCUUGGUGAGAAGGCGGGCAACGCCACGCGAGGCGCCCCGGGAUCCAAGCUGUGGCCAUGGUGACGGCGAGCCCCCUCGCCAGCGUGCACGCACCACUCAUCCUCAGCCACAGCAACGCCAACAACAACCACAACAACCACAACAGCAGCAGCAACUGGGGAAUCGGGCUCCAAGCUGUGGCAAUGGUGACGGCGAGCCCCCUCGCCAGCGUGCACGCACCACUCAUCCUCAGCCACAACAACGCCAACAACAACAACAGCAGCCGCCGUCGCGUGCAGGUCGGACUCGAGAGCGGCGGUGUGGCCGCUGCGGACAAACCGGUCACACGGUCACGACCUGCUCGCUGUCUGCGAACCGCAUGGACGACGUGCAUCUCCUGCCGCCCCUGACACGAGAGUGCCCUUAUUGCGGUGCGCUGCUGUUCGAUGGCCAGCGCCGCGAGGACGGCAGUGAGACCAGCUCCUUCUGCUGUGGCAACGGCCGCGUUCAUCUCGAACCCAUGCCAGCACCACCGGCGCCGCUGCGACAGCUCUGGGAGGACCGUGGCGAGCGUGGUCGCAUCUUCUACGACUACAUCCGCCUCUUCAACAAUGCCCUCGCCCUGGCUUCUGCGCGAGCGUCGUGGGUGAGGGCGGAGCGUGGGUGGAGCCCACACCUCAUCAUACAGGGGAGCCUUCAUCACUGCAUCGGGUCGCUGCUGCCUGCCGAGGGCGAGGAGCCGCAGUUUGCGCAGGUGUACGUGUACGACAACGUCGGCCAGGCAACCGCGCGCCGCCUGCUCGACAUGCGACAGCGGAUCGCGGCUGGGACGAGCGUGCCCGAUUCCAUCUGCGCGAACAUCCUCACCACGCUCCAUGACAUGUUGGUGGACUGCAACCCAUACGUCGACGCCUUUCGUGAUGCCGCCUCGGCCGCGCUCGCGUCUUCGGGCGAUGAUGCUGUGCCGGACCUGCAGUUGGUGCUCAACUCCGAGAACAGGCCCGCCGAUCAGCACGCGCGCCGCUACACGUCGGGCAACUCCGAGGAGGUGGCCUUGCUGUGUCCGGAUGACCAGGUUGCACAGCGGGACCUGGUCGUGUACCCGAGGGACGGCGGCAUUCAGUUCAUCAACGAGACACACCAGGCCUGGGACCCGCUUCACUUUGUGUUGCUGUUUCCCGAUGGCACACCGGGGUGGAGGAUUGGCGUGCCUCUGCGUGUCCCGCCGUCGCUGGGUGGUGAUCAACGCCGCCCGGAUCAGUGUGGUGGUGCUGUCGUCGAUGCAGAGGACGUCAUGGGGCUCGGCGGCGAUGGCUCGGCCGCCCGUCACGUGAGCACUCGGCAGUUCUACGUGUACCACCUGAUGCAGAGGUCGCAGUGCAACUACCUGCUGCGUGCCGGGCGGCUGACGCAGGAGUACAUUUGCUCGGCGUUCUACCGCGUGGAGUACCUGCGGCUCCUGUACGUUCGCCAGCAUCAGGCAGAGCUUCGCUCCGCCAUCUACCAGAACUUGGUGGACCACUCUGGGGAGGAUGACGCAGACGAGCAGCAGCUUGGGCGCCGGGUGGUCGCAUCUCUGGCAGCGGUGUUCGCUGCAAACGGCAUCACCACCGACACCCUUACCUACGAUGGCCCCUGGCACAUCCCCGCAGAUGAUCAGGAGCGCCUUGCGCUGCUCGCGGGCGUGGAUACAUACAACCUCAUCGCUUCCAUUGCCUUGCAGCACGCUCCCAAUGCAUUCCCACGCCUCACUGUUGGCGAGUAACCAACCACAUCGCCCCUGUUCCAGCACGUGUUACACGACGUGCUACAUCUUCUGUCGUCACAGUAUCGUGCAUCUCUGCAACACAUCUCUGUCAUGUCCUGCCAUCCACUGCAUUUGUGCAUCAAAUCCUCUCCAACAUCAUAAACAAUGCCAG
Messenger RNA from Salpingoeca rosetta, 2373 nucleotides. RefSeq lists its product as uncharacterized. Gene Ontology annotation, molecular function: zinc ion binding; nucleic acid binding. The record is from RefSeq and is a predicted model, not a curated record. NCBI's taxonomy places the organism in Eukaryota, Choanoflagellata, Craspedida, Salpingoecidae. The coding region runs from base 408 to 2219 and encodes 603 amino acids. The transcript has 2 exons.